GUCUCCAGGCCGGCAGGUGGCGCUGGCGUGUGUAGAGCAGCAGCAGCAGCAGCAGCGCAUCAGCGUGUGUUCAGUUUCCACAUGUCCAGCAGCAGCGCGAUGCUAAAGAUGGAGCUGUAAACAUUGUCUUUAGUGUUUCCACUCCUCAUUUAAAGUCUACAUUAAUGUAAAUUCGCUUUCUGUCGUGUCUUCAUGUGGGAUAAGCGAUGAAGAACCGCAGCGCUUAUAAUAUAGACCCGAGACUCAAACACAGAGUCCACCAGUACCUGAAAACACACAAUGACCCGUAUGUGGACAUUUCAGCCAUGGCCUCUGAGCUCCAGCAGCAGUUCAGGAUUGAGUACGGCCGGAGGAACAGGACAGCCUUCAGGAUUCAAGUGGAAAAAGUUCAUGCAGCCAUAUGCAGCGAGCCUGACAUCUCUGUCCUGGAAAACAAACAUCUGGCCAAAAGAGCGAGACGCAGCCGAGAGGACGGGGGCGACGGUCACGUCACCGAAUACAGCACAGACAGCGAGGACGAGAUUCUUGAACAUGAACACACUAAUCACAUGAACAGCUCGCUGACGUCGCUCUACCAGAGAGGAGCGUCUCACGCGGCCGGCGGCUCGACCCCUCAGAAGAGCGACGGCGACGGCUGGAUCAUCGAUAAGGCUGGAAACAGAGGACAGGAGAACAUCUGCAUUGACCUGUGUGAGGAAGAGUCCACCAGCGCUGCGAACACACAUGAAGAUAUUUUUGAUGAACUCCGAGGGCAUCUGAUCUACACACAUGCACCAAAGUCAAGCUCCAGAAAGAAGCCGAGCGAGCCAUCGAAGGAGAAGAAGUCAAAGAGCAGGAAGCAGAAGAGUGUGAAGAAGAGCAAGCAUGACGAGGACGCAGAGAUCAGUGCCGCGAUACUGACGAAAAAGAGUAAGGUGAAGGUCCAUGAGCUUCAGAACUCCACGGUGAAGUUUGAGGAUUUCGGCGGCAGUGAGGAAACUCUGGAGGAAGUGUGUAAACUGCUGAUCCACAUGAGACAUCCAGAAGUGUACCAGCGGCUGGGAGUCGUUCCUCCGCGCGGAUUCCUCCUGCACGGGCCGCCGGGAUGUGGGAAGACGCUGCUGGCUCAAGCCGUGGCUGGAGAGAUGGAUUUGCCCAUGCUGAAGGUCUCGGCGCCGGAGCUGGUGUCUGGAGUCUCCGGAGAAUCGGAGCAGAAGCUGCGGGAGCUGUUUGAGCAAGCCAUAAGCAGCGCUCCCUGUAUCAUGUUCAUCGAUGAGAUUGAUGCCAUCACUCCAAAACGAGAGAUCGCCUCCAAAGACAUGGAGAGGAGGAUCGUUGCGCAGUUACUCACCUGCAUGGAUGACAUCAAUUCGUUAUCAGAGCCAGCUCAGGUCUUGGUUAUUGGAGCCACUAACCGCCCGGACUCGUUGGAUCCGGCCCUGCGUCGAGCCGGCAGGUUUGACCGAGAGAUCUGUCUGGGGAUUCCUGAUGAGGGCGCACGACUGAAGAUUCUGAGGACACUCUGUCGGAAGAUCACGUUGCCGGAGGAUUUUGACUACAGACAGUUGGCACGUCUCACACCGGGUUACGUGGGCGCAGAUUUAAUGGCGCUGUGCCGCGAGGCGGCCAUGACCGCCGUCAACAGAAUCCUGCUGAAGUCGAGCAGUGAAGACGCCACUCCACCGAAAGGUGAGCUGGAGCAGCUGCUGGCAUUGCUAAAGACGAACGAGUCUCUGACCGAGGAGCAGCUGUCUGGACUCUGUGUCGUCAUGUCAGACUUCAAGACGUCGUUAGCCAAAGUCCAGCCGUCCGCUAAGCGCGAGGGCUUUGCCACCGUGCCGGACGUGACCUGGGAAGACGUGGGCGCCCUGCAGGACAUCCGCGAGGAGCUCAACAUGGCCAUCAUGGCUCCCAUCCAUAACCCGGAGCAUUUCAAAGCUCUGGGUCUCAACGCCCCGGCUGGAGUGCUGCUCGCCGGACCGCCCGGGUGUGGAAAGACCCUCUUAGCCAAAGCUGUCGCUAAUGAGUCCGGCUUGAACUUCAUCUCUGUCAAGGGUCCAGAGCUGCUGAAUAUGUAUGUGGGCGAGAGCGAGCGAGCCGUCCGGCAGGUCUUCCAGAGAGGCCGUAACUCAGCGCCGUGUGUCAUCUUUUUUGAUGAGAUUGAUGCACUUUGUCCUCGUCGCUCAGAGCAUGAGUCAGGAGCCAGCGUUCGUGUGGUAAACCAGCUGCUCACCGAGAUGGACGGCAUGGAGAAUCGCCGGCAGGUUUUCAUGAUGGCUGCCACCAACAGACCAGAUAUUAUUGAUCCGGCUGUGCUCAGGCCGGGACGACUGGACAAAACUCUGUAUGUGGGUUUGCCGCCCGCUGCAGACAGACACGCCAUAUUAGUCACCAUUACUAAGGGAGGCACCAAACCACAUCUAGACUCUGAUGUCAAUCUUGAGGAAAUUGCCCAUGAUGCACGUUGUGAAAGUUUUACAGGUGCAGAUCUGUCGGCGCUGGUGCGAGAGGCGAGUGUUAAUGCUCUGAGAGUUCACCUGAACGCAGGACCAGCGCAAACACACACAGAGCCAGUGAAGGACAUCAGUGUGAGCCGGGUUCACUUCGAGGAGGCCUUCAAGAAGGUGCGACCGUCUGUGUCCAAGAAGGAGCAGUUAAUGUAUGAAAAACUGAAGGAUACCCUCACAAGAUGACAAGCGUUGAUGAACAACAGUCCAACAAACAAGAUGCUGAUGAACUGACGGAGCAUCUUCUCCUGAACAUUGUGCUGUAUGUCCUGCAUGAGGAACGAUUCAGCUCAUGGAAGACCAACAUUUAUACAUGAUCAAAGGUUUAAUGAAAUUAUAUAUGCAAUAAAGUGUAUAUAAGAAGGGAAGAUUGAGAAUGUGUUUUAACAGGAAAAUUACAUGAGAAGAUGAUUUCUGGUUUAAUACUGUCACAGAAAUUCUUGAGCCUGACAGCUUGUAUAAAUUCAUUUUAUUUUUUAUUUUUUUUGUAUAAAUGAUUAGUUUUUCUAAAAUAGAGUUAUAGUUUUUUUCCCUGUUGUUGCUUUUUUACUAGAAUCUUGUCAAUCACAGACACUCAACAGGAAGUUCAUUAGAUUCUAGUACGGCACACUUUGCUGAAGUGCUUCAGAAUGAGAUCACAUGGUUCAGAUUGUUCCUGAACGAUCCGUCGUGAACUGAAGCGUUGAGUUUUGAGAAAGAUCUUGUGUGUAUAAACACGGUCAAAGGUUUGAUUCUCAAAUAAACUUGUUUUUCUCAUCUAAAAAAAAAA
This is a messenger RNA of Megalobrama amblycephala (Wuchang bream), 3255 nucleotides long. It is a transcript of the gene nvl, whose product is annotated as nuclear VCP like. Gene Ontology annotation, molecular function: RNA binding; ATP hydrolysis activity; preribosome binding. Lineage: Eukaryota; Metazoa; Chordata; Actinopteri; Cypriniformes; Xenocyprididae. The record is from RefSeq and is a predicted model, not a curated record. Gene Ontology annotation, cellular component: nucleus. Bases 207 to 2672 code for a protein of 821 amino acids. Gene Ontology annotation, biological process: ribosome biogenesis. The transcript is spliced from 24 exons.